This is a messenger RNA of Amborella trichopoda, 1401 nucleotides long. The record is from RefSeq and is a predicted model, not a curated record. NCBI's taxonomy places the organism in Eukaryota, Viridiplantae, Streptophyta, Magnoliopsida, Amborellales, Amborellaceae.
UUGUUUUCCCCUCCAUCCGUUUAGGAGUGGAAAAAGGUGCACCUUGGUGGCCUUCCUUAUUCAUGGGUGACCCACAUUUCCAACACCUUUUGUUGAAGAAACGCUCCCAAAAUGCAGGUAGCCCUAAAUAGAGAAAUCCUGCUCAAUUAGGCAUUUAGUAGACUUAAUGAGACGUGCAAACAACUCCUCACUCACCUCUGUUCCAUAAAACACCGAUCCAUUUAGCAGGAAUCCGGUUGAAGUUUCAGAUUUAAGGUUACCCUCUUUCCAUUGUCGCCAAAAGGUCGGAUAAACUUCUAAAAUGGAGCAGUGGCUCAAUCAGUUGCCUAUAACUCAAGAAGUUUAUGUAGCACUGGCUGUUUUGUUCUUCACUUCUGUUUUCUUCUUAUUAUUCCGUUUUUUUAGGCGCACAAAAUCUAACACCAUUGUUCUAGCUGGUUUAAGUGGAAGUGGAAAAACUGUGCUCUUUUACCAACUUCGAGAUGGCUCCUCGCACCAAGGUACUGUUACAUCAAUGGAACCAAAUGAGGGCAGUUUCGUGCUUCACUCAGAGACUUCAAAGAAGGGGAAGAUAAAGCCUGUGCAUGUAGUCGAUGUCCCAGGGCAUUCUCGCCUUAGGCCCAAACUGGAUGAAUACUUGUCCCAGGCAGCUGGACUAGUAUUCAUUGUUGAUGCUUUGGAUUUCUUGCCAAAUUGUCGAGCUGCUGCUGAGUACCUCUAUGAUAUUCUGACGAAGGUAAGUGUUGUCAAGAAGAGAAUCCCGGUUCUAAUUCUCUGCAACAAGACUGAUAAAGUGACAGCACACUCCAAGGAUUUCAUAAGGAAACAGCUUGAAAAAGAAAUAGACAAGCUUCGUACGUCAAGAAAUGCUGUUUCUGAAGCUGACAUCAGCAAUGAGUUUACACUUGGUGUUUCAGGGCAACCUUUCUUGUUUUCUCAGUGUGUCAACGAGGUCACUAUUGGGGAAGCAUCGGGCCUGACUGGUGAGAUUUCACAGCUUGAACAAUUCAUCAGGGAGCAUGUGAAAUCUUAACGAUCUAGGUUGCUAACAACUAGUGGUUUCAGGGUGUGGCGGUUUACUUUUGGCGACAAGUUGACAAGAUCUCCAAAAAAUGUUGCUGGGGAUUGCAACCGUUUGACUGUGUUUGCCCUUUGAAAGGGAUUUGUUCCCCCUGAAACUUUAUGUACUACCUUUACCAUGAAAAAUCUCUAUAAGAAAGAAAAUUUUAAAAUUUUAAUCAUGUGCCAAAGUUUAAACGAGUAGCAUUUUUGUAAUGUUUGAAAAUUGAAUUCAUAUAUUAUGAUGUAUAAUUUGAGCAUUCAACCUGCAUCUUUGAAAGCCCUUUGCAAAAUGGGUUCUCUAUACCACUGUAUUAAUCAGAUUGGCUACUGGCAGGUCAA